Octopus sinensis (East Asian common octopus) is the source of this 1928-nucleotide messenger RNA. RefSeq lists its product as uncharacterized. The record is from RefSeq and is a predicted model, not a curated record. The coding region runs from base 203 to 1726 and encodes 507 amino acids. Lineage: Eukaryota; Metazoa; Mollusca; Cephalopoda; Octopoda; Octopodidae. The transcript is spliced from 6 exons.
AGCCCCGCCCAUUUAGAAAUCAGGUGUAAUCUGACAGCAGGCGACACACUUCCCUCGGUAUACACGUUACUUAUAUUGUAAGUACUCGCUUCAACUGUGCAAAACUGUUUUUAAUUCAUUUUCUUCUACCAGCGAGAAGAAGAAAAGUUAUACUAGAAGUAACCAAUGUUGCAAUUAUUCUUUUAAACCAGUUAAUCCAAAAAUGGGAGAUGAUACUUCUGUGUCUAUGCAUCUGGUACAGUGUCCAGAAUCUGAAUUUAAUAAAAUUAUUGAUUCACAGAGUACUGAGGAACUCACCAACUCAAUAUCAUUUAUCCAAAAUAAAAUAAAGAAAGAACAACAGGAGGUUCAGAAGCUGAAAACUCUUUUAGAAUCAGAUGCUGAGAAUAAAGAUGGUUCAGAUACAAAUGCUACCUUAAAAACUCAGUUGAACAAUCGAAAUUCUUCGAUCGCUGCUCUUAUUAAUCGGUCAAUGAAAUGCUUCAACAAGUACAAGCAAAAGACUGAAGAGGCUACAUCUCGUGCAGAAAAUAAUAAAGAUAGAUCUACAAGUUUAUUUGAAGACACUAGUAAAGAACCUGGAAAAAUUUCAGUUAUGGAUAAAACAUCUGAACAUUAUAUGCAGUUACAAAAUGGUUAUGAAGACACUAAGAAAAUAGAACAGAAAGGUGCUAAGAUUAAAAGUGGAUCAUUAGAUGUCAAAGAAUUGCCAGGAAAAACAAAACGUCACUCACUCAUCCAAGAAUUUUCAAGUAGAUCUGCUGUUGAUGAUAUUAGAACAGAAAUUGCAAAAACUGUUGAUAGAUCUGCUAAAGAAAAUGUCAGUAAAUUUCUUCUGAAAACAACUGGGCAAAAUAAUUCCAUUAAUAAAACAGUAGAAAAUAAAAAAAACACCUUUGAAAAUCCAGAUGCAAAAAGCAUGAGUGGUAAGAGUGAAGUUAAGAAAACUGUUGAUAAACCUCCAGAUAUUGGCCAAAUACAUGAACGUGAAAAACUUAGUAAAAGUGAGAUUGGAAACAAUAACCAGCAAAAUAACUUAUCAACUUUGGGCACAGGCAUAGCUGAAUCUCUUGUGAAUUGUGACAAUAAGCAAUCAAGUUCAUUUGCAAAUACAAAAUCUGAAAAUUUUGAAGAAACGACUCUGAAAGGCACAGCUCCCAAAAUGAUUGCUGAAACCAGCUAUUCAACAAGUAACACAGAAACUAGAAUUGGAACAGAAAACAGAAUGAGUAAAUCAGACAUGGUGUCUCGAGCUAAAAUGCUGGAAAAUUUUUUACAAAGUAAAAACACUGGAUCAGUUUUCAAUAAUAUUCCACAUAAGAAACCUGAGCAGUUAAAUGAAAUAAAAUUAAAAAAUGUUAGUGAAACUUCAAAAGAAAAUGUCAAAACAGAUUUUAAAACUGCUGCAGCAGCCAAUCAUAACACCAAUUCAAGUAGGGAUAGUGAAAAAGUUAAUCAAUACUCAGUUCCAGAAGCUGUCCAUGAAUCAAGGGAUUUAAGCUCUGUGCAAGAAACUAUUGAAAUAAAGAAUAAUGCCAAUACAUUUCAAGAAGUUAAAUUGAAUGAAGUAAAUAUUUCACAAGAAAAUGUUGAACAAACAGAUUUUGUUGAACCAAAUCAUGACAUAACUGAUGAAGAUAACAAAAAGACAGAAAGUAUCGAAGGUGCUGGCAGUUCCAUGACAAAUGAAAAUUCAGAUAAUAUAAAUAGAAACAUGCACAGAUAACAGUUUUUUUUGGGGAUUGAUUUAUUAUUGGUAGAAUAUUUUCUAUGAAACAUUUGAGCAACCAUCAAGCAACCAAGGAUAAUAUCAGCAUUGUUACAAACUGAAAUAUGGAGUGUAUUCUAACCCUGUCCUAUUGCAAGCCACUGGAUACUCACAAAAGGGUAGAAUUAUAUUGAUCAGGAAAUGAAGCACUUGAAUGAAA